AUGGAAGGACCAAGCGAAAAGACCACACCAUUGGCCGAGGUCUUUCCCAGCCCCUUUUCGAUCGAAGAUUCGCAGUACAGCGGGGGCAAGACCCCGAUCCUCGCUAGACGUGAGUGCGCGCGUUCACUGUUGGUUUCCGCCGGCGCCAAGCACCGUCUACGCCAUACCCCGGGCGAAUCCCAGCCCCGGAAACACAUCGGAGGAGUGGUAUGGUUCAUGUUUGAAGCAGCUGCGACAGCAUGGUGUGAAUCUGCCUCGUCGUCACGUGCAAUGCUGCUCUUCGCCAGUUCAGUCGCGGCACGCGUGGCAUUCUCCCGUCCGCUAGCCGCACGUCGGCACGUGCCUGGCUUGGCCCAGGAAGACCGAGGAAGACGGCUCGCUGCCCAAUGUGGGGCACCUCUCUUGAGUGGGCAGCGGCCAUCGAGCGCGUGGUUCGAGCAAGCACAUCACCCAAGCGAUCACAUCCACUGAUCGGCACCCUUUCUGCACGUCUGAUAUUGUACAGCCCCGUAUACCCUCCACGAAAUCGAGAUGAGAGCGCUGUCAUAUUCGAUUCGCUCGAACAAGGCCGACUGGCAAACGAAGCGGCUCAGUCGCGAGAUCAGAACCAAAUGGGCCAUCGAGGCCUUGGAGCAGAGCACGGAGAACGCGAAACUGGCGUUCAAGCACAUGACGCUCGAGAGGCAACCUCUAACCUUUUGGAUGGUCGACUACGUCUUGGAGGAGCUCGAACAACACGCGAGGGUGGAGCGCAUCGUCAACGGCCAGUGGAGGGUGAGGAGCCGAUCCUGGCGCUCGCGUGACACAGCACCAGCUGACUCGAUCAGUUCCAACGUUACUUGUUCCCUGGUAGGAGGGCUGCUUUGACGCCAUCUUUGAAUCGGACCGCCUCAUCCCUGAUGGUCUACGAUCGGCGCUGAUUCGUCAAGUUGCCAAGCUCGAAAACGUCCCCGAGGAACAAAAGGACUGGCAUCCAGGAUCGAAGAAGCAGGUCCUCGAUCUCGUGCACCCAUCUCUGUACCCGCUCGUUUACGAACAGUCCGUGGUACGCAAAUCCCUCGAUGGGGAGAUGCAACUAGGCACCACAGCUGCGUCGGCGGUGACCCUCGCCGAAGCACCCGCUCCCAAACCAAGCUCAACGUCCGCCAUGCCCAGCGGCUUGGACGAAGCAGACGAGACCUCGUACCUCUCGAGUCAGUACCAGUGGUUGCCCAGCGACUUUACGCUUGACGAGAAUGGAGGAGUGUCGAUCGAUGGAUACAUCAACAACCUGCACCCCGACGACCAUGCCGAGUUGUACGAUACGAUCGCCGUCAUUUUUUCACAAUUCGUACCCCUCUUUGACCAGACGCUAUCGGAACUGAUCGACCCACGUCCCCGCGCGAUCCCCGUUAUCGAUUCGAAUUGGUACGAUAGCAGUGAAUUUGACGAAGAUGAAUGGAUGGAAGAGUACGGGUCCGAGGUCGAGGAAGCUAUAAUGCAAGACGCCUUGGACGAGGCUCAUGAAAGGUGGGAAAUGUCGCGCGAGAUCACCUUGCCGGCCCCCCAGGGUCUGUUCCACCCCGCUCCGGAAGAAGCGAUCCGCCGCAAGAUCGAAAAUCCUGCAUUCACGAUCAAAGGGCGCACCGUGCAGGUCAUUGUAAAGCUCGCCAAUAUCGUCUUUACCCCCGAUCAGCCCACCUACAACGGUGGGGUAUGGCACGUCGAAGGGAUGAAGAACGAGUCGAUCGUCGCUACGGGUAUCUACUACUACGACCAGGUGAACAUUGACGGCUCGUCGCUCGCCUUCCGCGGCACGUUCGACGAGACCGAGCUUCCCUAUGAGCAAAACGACGAGCGUGGGGUGGAGAUCGUUUUUGGGAUCCACGGGGACGGACCGACGGUGCAGUCGUACAACUCGGCCGCGACGACCCACAACCGGUGCUUGACGUUCCCCAACAUUUACCAGCAUCGCGUCCCUUCGUUUUCCCUACGCGACCGCACCAAGCCCGGCCACCGCAAGAUCCUCGUCUUUUUCUUGGUCGAUCCGUUGCGCCCUCGCAUCCCUUCGACGCGGGACGUUGCACCGCAGCAGCGAAAGUGGAUCGAACGUGCCUUGUGCGAGUCGGCACCCGGCGCAGAUACGGAAGCGGACGACUCCGAACCCUCUCGGGGGUCGCUCAUCAACCGACUGCCGAACGAACUCUGGAACCGGAUCCUCGACUUGACCGACGGGCUAAUGACACAGGACGAGGCGAAGGAACACCGCAACAAGUUGAUGUUUGAGCGCAAGUUCAAGCUCAAGGAGCACAGCACGGAGGUGUACGAGCGCGAGUUUUCGUUGUGCGAGCAUUGA
Molecule: messenger RNA, 2335 nt
Organism: Microbotryum saponariae
Lineage: Eukaryota; Fungi; Basidiomycota; Microbotryomycetes; Microbotryales; Microbotryaceae
Source: the annotation of a GenBank genome assembly